UGGGACGAAAGUGGUGCAUAUUUUUCUUGUGCUGCCAUUUCGAUAUAUACAAACAAGAUUUGAGAAACAUUCUUGUGAGUUCAAUGCCCUGGUCGUUCUGUUGAGGGCAAGUCGACGUAGUGUUACAUGUGGGAACUCGUCCGGACGUGAAUUAGCGGGGCUGUCGCGAGGCUAGCUUUGGCUGCAUGUUACCUACAUGUAUUUUGCUGUAAAAUUCUAGUUCGUUGCUGCAUCUAUGAAAGUGAAUUCGUCUUGGCUAUGACAUGAGUUUAAAUAUCGACGAUGUAAUCCUUACUUUUGUAUAACCGAAAGUUGACUUGAAAGCAUACGGCAGCUGUAUUUAUUCUCUGAAAAACUGACGUUGGUCCGUCUAACGUGUAAGCAGCCAGUCUGUACUUGUCUACUUGGCUGAAGUUUGGAGCUACCAUAGUUGGAUGGCUGGUUAUACUUGGGAGUUUGUAUGGUUUUACGCUAAAAUUCCGUGUAUCAGCUUGGUUUUCUGCUGGAUACUAGUUGAAUUACGAUAGAAAUGAGACUUGCCAGCAGUUUGGAGUUGAGAACUAUACCAAGGAUUUUGUUAUGAGUGAGAAAAAUACCCGUCAAAUAAGUGUUAGUCAGUGUAAUAGUGGUGUGUGCCGUCCCCCGUCCCAAUGCCGUUGUAACGUAGCUUAUCGCCGUUCGGUUAUGGUGAAUCGCUAAUAUUAUUAUCGAGGAACGGAUAUUGUAGUGUAUAAUGUUUUCGAUGUUGUCUUAAGCAACACAGCAUUGUCAGCCAGCAAGAUAGCUAAAGAAUGAGGUUUAAGAAAGCACCUCUUAAGGCUCCCGGUGGAGAAUCUAGCGAUAUUAUCAUUAAGGAAGAAUUUGAGUCAUACUCGGACGUAACCAACGAGGAAAUGCCAAACACCACUCACGCUGAAGAAUCCUCACACUUGGGGGGCCUGGGUCGGCCUUUGGUGCAAGGCGUAUCGGGCAUUCUCCCUGCCCUGCAGCCUGCCAGAACCCCGGAGUCUUACUUGAACAAGGACGAGGAGACUCAGGCAGCGCAAGCCAAACUCCGCCAGUAUGAGGCUUUGGGACUCAUCAAGGUCGAAGUGGACGAGCGUGUUGUUAGGAGGCGUAGGCCAAAGCCAAGUGAAGACGAAAGUGGUCAAAUUACAGUUUCUGAUCCUUUAGGCCAGAUGGUUCAACAUUCCUCCGCAGGUAUUCCAGUCACUGGUUCACAGCAAUCAAAUACAUUCCAGGGUCCGAGGGCUGUUUCAGAAAUUUCAGUACCAUUGUAUGCUGUACCACAAUCAACAGCAGUAGUCAUACCUCAACAGCAGCAGACCUUUACUGCUGCUAAAACUGGAGGCGUGGUUGAUGUACCUGCUUUGACUGACAUGGAAGGUGAUUAUGGUUUCUCAGUUACAAUUGAAGAAAAAGAAAGGACAACGAAAAGCCCCAUGUGGUUGAUGAGCAGUGUUACAAAUAAACUGUACACAAACAUCAACAAAGCUGUUCCUUUUGAAAUACAGCUGAGGAAGAAGGUCCCAAGUGACAAAUCAUUUUAUAUUCGAGCUGUUGCUGUGUUCUCCAGUGCCCAGUUUUUGCGUACAAAUGUAACUCGCUGUCCAAACCAUGCCUCCACCGCUGAUAUGACAAACCAUGUGAAGGUAAAUGGAAUGGUUGUCUCUACAGGUUUUCCAUACCCAACUCAUGUUGUUAGAGCUGAUCAUCCUGAGGCAAAGUAUGAAGAGUCUCUCACUGGACGCUUGUCUGUCGUUGUUCCACUGGACAAACUUGUUGAUGGGUCUGAUUUCACACCAAUUCUUUUGCGUUUUAUGUGCCUUGGUUCCUGCGUUGGAGGUAUCAAUCGCCGGCCCAUUGCCAUAAUUCUAACUCUCGAAAAUGGAUUGGGUCAAGUUUUUGGACGCAAAGUCAUAGAUGUCAGAGUGUGUGCAUGCCCAACUCGAGAUAUUCGCACUGAUGAGCUAGCCCUUUCAAACAAGGGUGGGAAACGAAGGGGAUCUUCCCACCAGGAGAAGACGUUACCACCACCACGAAAGAAGCCAAAGGUAGAGCCAAAAGUUGAACCCCAAGAUGAUGAUAAUAAACUCUUUACUAUUGUUGUACGAGGACGCAAGUUAUACGACUUCCUGACACUUGUGAAGGAGUCAUACUUGAAAACCCACCCAGAGUGUGCUGAUAGAUAUCAUGAUCCCAGCUUUCAGAAUGAAGAUAGCAGUGAAGAUGAAGUGAAAAACAGUAACAGCAGCCAAGGAUUAGAAGCUGGAGAUUCAGAUUCAGUCUCCUGGGAUUCAGGAUGCAACUUCACCCAGCAAGUAGGAGUUGGUUCUGUAAUGAUUCUGAGGUAGACCUUGUAAGUUGCCCCAAAAAUAAUAGCCCUUGAGUAAGCUGAAACCC
Messenger RNA from Macrobrachium nipponense, 2403 nucleotides. Its product is annotated as cellular tumor antigen p53-like. The coding region runs from base 792 to 2354 and encodes 520 amino acids. Gene Ontology annotation, cellular component: nucleus. The transcript is spliced from 11 exons. Gene Ontology annotation, molecular function: DNA-binding transcription factor activity, RNA polymerase II-specific; RNA polymerase II cis-regulatory region sequence-specific DNA binding. Gene Ontology annotation, biological process: apoptotic process; regulation of transcription by RNA polymerase II. The record is from RefSeq and is a predicted model, not a curated record. Lineage: Eukaryota; Metazoa; Arthropoda; Malacostraca; Decapoda; Palaemonidae.